CUACUCAAUUCCACAAUUAGUUCCAAUCUUCAACGUAUUUUUGAUUAGACUUUAAUCAUGUUAGUGCUUCUACUGAUUAGUGUUUGUCUAAAAUGUAUACACACCCAACAAUACCCUAGGUUCUUUGAUAAAGAAGAUUUGCAGGAGCUCGGGUAUUUGAGCACUCACAACAACCCAAACCCAGUAGUGAAGCAAUAUUAUGACCCGCAACCGACCACCGUGAGCAGAACCCUAGCUCCGAAACAGUAUGGAAGAGCUCCAGCGCCCACGAAACGCAGUCUACCAAUGAACUUCGGGAGAACGGAUGAAAACUAUUAUGGUUCUAUGAUGUCGGCGACACCUGAUUAUAAGCCGUUAAGGCAUUCAUCUACAGAAGAUAUAGCUUUAUUGGAAGAAAGGUUAACUAAGGCUGGCAAGUGGUACGAAUUUAUUGAAUUAACUAAUAAAGAGAAGGAAAAAUAUGGGAAUAAAGUAAAGCCAAACGCUUAUUCCAGAAGUUUAGUAGAAGAAAAGCCUAAACCUAAGCCACAGAAAACUCCUCUACGAGGAAAUGGACUGCCUAGUGCUGGGUUCCAAAUGUACUGGAGUGGCGAUGAAGUUGAAAAAAAUCCAAAUUAUAAUAAAUAUCUAGAGGCGCCACAACAGCAAUCAUAUUCUAAUCCAACUUAUAUGAAUUUUCAAGAAAACCCACCAUUACGAAAUCUUGUAAGUAAUUUUCAAGAGAACCAACAACUACGGAAUCUUAAUACUAAUUAUAAUCAAAGCGAUCCAGGUCUCCAGAAUUCUAACCCGUCAUAUUAUAAUAAGUUUCAAGGUGAUAAAAAUCUCGCUCCACCGAUGCAGUACCAUCCACGGGAUAUGCCGCAAUUUUUAACAGGAAAACAAAUGCUGGCAAUGGCUGAACAAAAAUUACAAAAAUUGGAGCCGCCAAACGAACAAUCAGCAAGCAAUCAGUCGCCGCAAACGUCGCCCCAACUACGAAACGAGCCGAAUCUGAAAAAGGAAGAAGAGGCCAUAACUCCACCGACGGACAUGAAAGUACAGCCUCAAGCAAUCGGAACAGGAUUGGCAGCAUUCAAUAUGUCCUAUGAUAAAUAUCUACCUAAAAUUGACGACUUCGGCUCUCCUAUUCGAUGGGUGGCUUAUAACUCGAAUGAAACUGAUGAUGGUUUAGCGAAGGUCACGGAUCCAGGUACUGGAAAAAACCGCCAAUUCGUCAUGAAUGGUAUAGUCUUAGUCCCGAUUAGUGACAGCAGUAUACUGAGAUUGGGCUAUGCUGACGUGUCCACCACACCACGAGCUCAAGUCCUCACCACUGACGGUACAGCGCUGCGAACCAUCAUUGACAACAUGGACCUCAAAUCUGUUGAUAACCGCGACUGGCUGGCGUUUGAAACAGUGCUUGGAUUGCAAAAUGUUGAGCAGAAGUGUGAUGUAGAUGGUUGUCAAGCAAGGUGUCACAAAUCUGGAUGUGAUUCUGCGUGUCUUGGAGAUACAUGUGCAUCAGGGUGUGUUGGAGCCUCGUGCAAUUCUUUUGUGAGUAAAAUUGUUAAUUGUAGCGGUGUAUUUAAAUGUUUUUUUUUGUAUAACGUUGUUUCAUUUCAGUGUAAGGGGCCUGGUUGUUUUUCAAUGUGUAUCGGCGAGGAAUGCACUGCGCGGGUAAAUGUAACCUUUUAUUUGUUAAAUUUGUGGCGUUUGGUUAUUGCAUAUCAUGACUUUGUGACAGUUAACAGGAUUAAGUACACACAGCUCCAAAUUAUUUUAAACGCGGAUACAGAACAAAUGUAUCAAUUACAAAGAAAUUAAUGGAUCGUGUCUAUGUCUACAUUUAUUUGGGACUGACUGUAUUUUUUUUUUAUAAAUAAAUCCAAGGUACAGGUCAAAGCUCGAUCGCUUCCAAUGCAAUUAUUCAAAACUAUUUCAUCAUAUAUUCCAAACAUAGCGACAUAGACCAAGUAGAAUUAAUAGUCUUAGAAUGUUUAGACGUGACUUUAAACAUUUAAAUUAUAGGUUUAUAGCUGCGGCUUUUCCUGAAGUAAUCAAAAGUGUACCUUACGUUUUGAGUAAUAAUGCUUAAAAUAGUUAUUUUUAUUUUUGAAAUUCCUAUAGACCUAAACUACCUCCUUUCCUAAUCUCCGUUCUUUUCUUUGAAGACUAAUAACCCGCCCAUGUUUCUAAGGAUAUUGUGCGUGUUUAUCAACAGCACAGAAAAAUUAAGAUUAGAGGACUCAUUGGGCCAUUUAUUGUAUUAUAACGUAUCAGCACCCGUGAAGGCCCAUCUAAUUUUAAAAUCAUGAAAAUAUAUAAAGAAAAUCCUACUAUUAAAUGGUCUACAUAUAAUUACAUAUGAUAAAACUUAAUAAUUAAAUAACUUAUGAAACCAGUAGUAUGAUUUUGCAAAAUAACACAAAAAUAUAACUAACAAAAGCCCUAGUAUGAUUUAACAAUAAAACACAAAAAAAAAAUAUCAAAAAAAUGGUGGGCUUUGUUAGGAACCGGGCUUUAUUACCGCAGACUAAUUUAUAAUAAACCGGCAAUUUCUAUUACCGAAAUAAUUGUGCUAAUGCGUAUGUGUACGUGACUGUUUUAUUUUAGAUGGAUAUGUCGAUUCUCAUCUAAAUUCUCAUGGCAUGCGAUGAAGAGACAAUACAAUAAUAUAAAUAUUAAAUAAUUUAUUAAAUAGAUUUGUAUUUGUUUAUUUGUCGCAACGGUUUGACGUUUUAUUUGUAAUUCUUUAAAAAAGUGCUGCCAUGACGGCUUCCAGAAAUAUUAAAGGUUUUUCUUAAUUCGCUUUAUAUAAUGUAUUAUAAUAUCUCACUGUGGGAUAUGAGCUUCGCCUACUAAUGACAGGGUUUAUCCCCUCUGUCCCCAUGUUGGCCUAAAAGAUAUGGGUAAAAUUCACAUAUCUUUAAAAUGUUUAUGAAAACAUUUUUAGUACGAAUACCGGUUUUUCUUCAUAAUAAAUUGAGUAACUUCAAUAAGAUUUAGAUAUUUAGAUAAAGUUUAUUAGAAGUAUAAGGGACCUUAAGAAACAAUUUCAAUAUUAAUCAAUCUAACCUGUUCUUUUCAUAAGUACAUAAGGCAUUUCUAAACAUUUAUUAAAACCGAGCACAUCAUUCCCCUUUGCCAUUUAAAAUCUGCUCACUCCCGACAAUUCUGAGGUAGGCGGUAUCAAACAAUUCCUUGGUCAUGUCUAAACAUUCCUAGUCUAUGGCACGUACGUUAUUGGAACAUCGCGGGCUCGGUUGCGCUGCGGUGCACGUUUUAUUGUGUCUUAUUGGAUUUCAGUGCGAAGGCAUGUCGUGCGAGGCUCGCGUGAGUACUGCAUCCAUCGAAAUAUUUGUAUACGCAAAAUAUUUAUUUGUGGCUGUAUAGAUUAGUUCCUUUAUGCGAUGUAAAGUAAAAGAAAUAGUUUUUUUAUUAGAUGAUGAAUUUUGCAGUGUCGUGGUCAAAAUUGUGAUGCUACAGUAAGUAAUUACGUAAUUGGUUUGAUCUACACAUUAUCUGAAGUUACUUUCAUAUAACAUAUGGAUGGAGCAUAAGUUACAAUAAUCUUUAAUAAUACCUAA
Molecule: messenger RNA, 3569 nt
Organism: Manduca sexta (tobacco hornworm)
Lineage: Eukaryota; Metazoa; Arthropoda; Insecta; Lepidoptera; Sphingidae
Exons: 31
Coding region: 58-1806 (582 amino acids)
Source: RefSeq, a predicted model, not a curated record